Molecule: messenger RNA, 1524 nt
Organism: Angiostrongylus costaricensis
Lineage: Eukaryota; Metazoa; Nematoda; Chromadorea; Rhabditida; Metastrongylidae
Source: the annotation of a GenBank genome assembly
AUGGCAGAGAAGCGCAAGCUCCUUGCCGAGAUUGAUAAAUGCUUUAAAAAGAUCGACGAGGGUGUAGAGCUGUUCGAGGAAACGAUGGUGAAGAUGCAAGAAGCCAACAGCGACAACCAACGGGAGAAAUAUCAGGAUGAUUUGAAAAAAGAGAUUAAGAAACUGCAACGGUUGAGAGACCAAGUGAAGGGUUGGCAGAAUUGCUCUGAGAUCAAGGACAAAGACAAACUAACGCACUAUCGAAAACUGAUUGAGCAGCGAAUGGAACAGUUCAAAGAUAUCGAACGAGAAAACAAAACGAAGCCGCAUAGUAAACAGGGCCUAAGUGCAGAAGAGAAGUUAGAUCCACGGGAAAAAGAGAAGGCAGAUACUAUCGAAUGGCUGCAGAGCCAAAUUCGUGAGCUCAGUGAUGAAGCUGAUAGAACGGAGUCACAAAUCGAGUCGAUGUUGUCAGUAGAUGCUGGAAAGAGGAGAGGAAAGAAGGAAGACGAGAGAAAGGGUGAAAAGGAGAAGCGGAUGGAGGAGCUAAAACGUCACCUGGAUCGAAUGAAAUUCCACAUGGGCAAAUUAGAGAUAUGUAUGCGAAUGGUGAACAAUGAGUCGUUGGAAUCCAGACGUGUAAUGGAAGUUCUGAAAGAUCCUUUGGAGAUGUAUGUUGAAGCUCUCGAUCCUGAAUAUGAAGGAGAUGCAGAUGAGUUGGAGAAUCUUGAUCCAGAAGACGCUUACGAGGAGUUGGAUUUGGGCGCGCUGAGUGCUCAAAUUGGUGGCAUUCAGAUUAACUCACUGGACGAAGAAAAGGAGAAUGGUGAAGGGUUGAUUACAAUAUUCCACAUAUCCAUAACAGUUCCAUUAUUUAGGGAUGGAUCAGCAGAAAGUGGACAGUUGUGCUCUUUGGGUGCGAUGAACCAGGCUACACCACCACCGCCACCACCUGGAAUACCGUAUAAUAGUGUUGCCGCAGGACGUAUAGUUGUUUCAUCUUCGGCUACAAAUUCUUGCGCAUCAGGAGCGUCACCGUUCGCAUUUGUUCAGGCCCACAUUCCGGCCUGGCUUGGCGCAUCACCACUGGGUCGUACACCGACAACCAACGAGAUGGAUAUACAGCUCGCUGCGCUGGAAGCCUCCCUUGCACGUACGCCUUUACCGAUGGAUAGUGAACGGCCACGAACCUAUCUACCAAAAAUUCCCUGUCCUUGCGCAUCCUACUAUCCUCAGGUAUCUGCGCAAAAUGUCGAUACUCUCGAGUACUAUUUAAGGCUGAGCCCGGAAACCUUGUUUUUCAUUUUUUAUUAUAUGGAGGGAACACGGGCACAGUUGUUAGCAGCAAAGGCAUUAAAGAAGUUGUCGUGGCGCUUUCAUACCAAGUAUCUCACGUGGUUUCAACGGCACGAGGAACCGAAGCAAAUCACGGAUGAUUUUGAGCAGGGAACUUAUGUGUACUUUGACUACGAAAAAUGGUCACAAAGGAAAAAGGAGUCGUUUACAUUCGAAUAUCGAUACCUUGAAGAUAAGGAUUUCGAGUGA